Molecule: messenger RNA, 774 nt
Organism: Bipolaris sorokiniana ND90Pr
Lineage: Eukaryota; Fungi; Ascomycota; Dothideomycetes; Pleosporales; Pleosporaceae
Exons: 6
Coding region: 1-774 (257 amino acids)
Source: RefSeq, a predicted model, not a curated record
AUGUUUGGCCCGGCUUUUUGGCGUACUGCUCAACUCGAAUGGUCUGCCCUACAACGCGACCCUUUCCCCCAAUGCAAGACUAACAUCUUGGCUGAGGGUGAUACAUGGGGCUCAAUAGCGAGGAAGGCUGGUAUCUCACCCGUUCAGUUCAAAGCCUGGAAUGCAAACGUCAACCAACUCUACAGUAACUUGGGACGCUUCAUUGGCGAUACCUUUUGCAUCAGUAACCCUUAUGGAGACUUUUCAAUUCCUGAUCAGCCAAUCGUAACGGCUGUCCCAACGCCUGUACCUGCGCCAUCGGACAUUGCGCCCAACAUCACAUCGCGAUGUGGUCAGUUCUACAGAGUCGGCGCUGGCGACGAUUGCUCAACGGUAGUUCCGGCCUCGCACGCGCAUAUCACUGACUCGAGCAGCUACUUUUUCAAUCCUUUCAUCAAUGUCAGCUGUUCCAAUCUCUGGCUUAAUGCGUCUUAUUGUGUACAACCGGUCGGAGAUAUAACCACAUACCCUGGAUACGGCGGCUCGACAACGGUCACGCUACCGCCUUUCACUGCAGGCCCGAAAACAUCGCUACCGCCUAAUCCGGACCCAGUUGAUGCUCCGGAGCAAACAAUCAUUCCAAUGGCGAACGAUACUCGCAUAGAUUGUUAUACCUACAUGUGGCUCAACGACACUUCGGCGGAGUCGAUAGAUUGCUGGGGUAUUGCAGACGCUGUUGAAUUGAACGCGAGGAGUUUGCACUCUGGAACCCCUCACUCGAUCAGAACCCGAUGA